GUUAUUGUCAUCUCGGCAGUCUUUGGCUGCCGGUCAAACUUAACUUGAAUGUUCGUUUUUAUUUUUCUUACAUAGUACAUAAUUUAUUUAAUAAUCUUUUCCCGUUGAGUCACACCAAAUCAGUAAUCGCAGUUAUGUCUCAUUUCAAAUUAAUUUCUUCCACAAAGGCUUCCAAUGUUAUACCAGUUAACAAAUAUGUAUCUGAAAAAACUGGCCUCACUGUGGUCAUAGCUGAUGUGGAAGGUCCAGUCGUAAACGGUUUCUUUUGUCUAGCCACUGAAGCCCAUGAUGAUGAUGGGUUGCCUCAUACAUUGGAGCACCUUAUUUUCCUUGGCUCUGAGCGCUACCCCUAUAAAGGCAUUUUGGAUCUAUUGGCCAAUCGGUGCAUGGCGCAAGGAACUAACGCAUGGACAGACACUGAUCACACCUGUUAUACAAUUUACACUGGUGGGGAUGAAGGAAUGUUGACAUUGUUGCCGAUUUAUUUGGAUCAUAUCUUGAGGCCCACACUGACCGAUGAAGGGUACCUCACAGAGGUGCACCAUAUUGAUGGUGAAGGAAAUGAUGCAGGAGUGGUGUAUUGUGAAAUGCAGGGCCGAGAGAACAGUGCAGACAGCAGAUGUGAAUUGCAAUUGUUAAGAUCCAUUUAUCCAAAGUGUGGAUACUCUGCAGAGACUGGUGGGGUCUUAAGGAAUUUAAGGAUUUCUACUGAUAAUACCAAAGUAAAAAAUUAUCACAAGAAGUUUUACCGUCCGGAGAAUCUGACAAUCAUAUUGACAGGACAAAUAGCAGCUAAUGAUGUUUUCAAAGCUUUGGCCAUAGUGGAAGAUGAUAUCAUUGCAAAGAGAGAAAAGGAACCUCAAGAGGAAUGGGUGAGGCCAUGGCAGACUAUGCCACCUCCUCCACAGUAUGGCGAAUAUGAGGUCUUUUGGCCUGCUGACGCUGAAGAUUGUGGCAUGGUGGUAUUUGGAUGGCGAGGGCCCCUACUAACUUCGGCGACUGCGCACAAAGAGAUGACCGCGUGCGCUGUCUUACUCCGGUACAUGGGGGAGACGGCCGCGGCGCCGCUGCAGCGCUACCUCGUGGAACGGGAGGACGCCUUGGCUGGAGAUGUGUCAUACAACAUGACGGAGAACCUGGCAACACUGAUUAAGAUCGAGGUUAACAAUGUGCCAGUUUGCAAGCUGCGGUUGGCCUAUGAAGAAGCCAAAAAUUGUAUCAAGACCGUUCGCUCCGGACAGGACCCCAUUGAUAUGGAGCGGAUAGAGCGACUGCUGAAGAAGCAACUGCGAGAGACACUGGCCAGCCUGGAGUCGGAUCCUCAUCACGCGAUAGCUUUCAGGUGUAUCGGGGAUCAGCUCUACUCCAGGGGUGAAAACGACUUCACGUAUCGUUUGAACCCACAAAUAUCUGUGAACGAACUACUGAAGGAGGGCCGCGAGUUCUGGCUCAACCUGCUCAACAAAUACUUCACCGACGACAUGGUAGUCAUACUCGGGGCUCCCAGCAUUGGACUGCAAGAAAGUAUGGCACUCGCUGAGAACAAUAGAUUAGCUGAACAGAAGAAGGGGCUAGGGGAAUCGGGCCUAGCAGAGAAAGCGAAGCAACUGCAAGCCGCCAUAGAACAUAAUGAGCACCCCCCUCCGGCCGGCACGCUGGGCGCGGUGCCAGUGCCGUCGUGCGCGCGGCUGCGGCUGCACGCGGUGCGCGCGUGGGGCGCCGGCCGCGACGCCUGCCCGCACUUCGCGCUGCACGACGUGCCGCUCUACACGCGGGUGCAGAGCCUCAACACCAACUUUGUUUAUAUCAACCUCCUCCUAGACACGUCACAGCUGGAAAACAAGAUGCGCCAAUGGAUUCCCUUGUACAUGAACGCAAUGGGCGAACUGCCCGUGCGUCGGAACGGAAAACUUAUAUCUCAUGAAACAAUCAUCUCUGAGACUGAACGCAUGACUGUCAACUUCUCCAAUUCUAUAGGAUUUGGAAAGACUGGGAACUAUUCAGUCGGAUCCUACGGGCAAUUUCUGCAUAUUGGGAUUACGUGUGAGCCGGUAGAUUAUGAGGAUGUGGUGAAUCUUCUGUACGAAAUCCUGUACUGCUCCGAACUGACAAAGGAACGGUUAUUGGUAUUCGUUCAAAGGAUGAUCAAUGAUGUCUCACAGGUGCGAAGGAACGGUCACAAGAUGGUGUACGACGUGUUAAGAGAUGCCGUUUACAAGGAGAACACCAACGUCCACUGGUGCUCGGUGCUGCGUCAACAGAAGUUCCUCAAGAACCUCUUCGAGCAGCUCAUAGCUGGCGGAGACUCCGCCGAGGCAGCUCUUAGGGAAGGCAAGGAAGCGUUCCAGAAACUUCUAGAACGUCCUUGGUUGCACUUGUCCUCCGACUUGGCUAAAUACAAGCUGUCCGCAGAGCCCUGGAAGAAAUUCGCCACCAACGACAUUAAGCCUGUUGAACCGAAUCUAUACUACGACGCGGAGCUGAUCCGUGAGACGACUGGCGGCGGCUUCAUCAUCGGCAUCGGAGGCCUCGAGUCCUCCUUCACCGCGCAGUUCAGCGACGGGCCGAAGGGGCACUCCAUACCCGAGGUCGCGCCUCUAAUACUGUUGCUGCAGUACUUCACACAGCUCGAGGGUCCGAUGUGGCGCCAGAUCCGCGGCAGUGGCUUAUCCUACGGGUAUUCUGUGCGGAUCUCGCACAGCGAGGGCAAGAUCAUCUCCGCCCUGUAUCGGGCCACCAACGCUGUCGCCGCUUACGACAAGGCCAGGACUAUAUUCCAAGCGUUCCUAGACGGCGGUGAAUUCGACGAGGACCUGUUCCAGUCAGCCAAGAGCACGGCCAUCUUUGAGGUGUUGGACUCCGAGAAAUGUCCGGCCGACGUCGUGAGCCAGUCGCUGCUGAACUAUGUGCAGCGCUGUCCCGAAACUUAUAACAGGGAGCUGAUCUGCGCGCUGUCGGCGGCGCCCGCGGCGGCGGCGCGCGCGGCGGCGCGCUGGCUGCCCGCGCGGACCGGCGCCGGCGCCGCGCUGGCCGUGGCGUGCCCCGUCGGCAAGGUGGCCGACACGCAGCAGGCUUUCAAGCAAUUGAACAUAAACUUGGAAGCCUUCGAAUCAAUGGAAGCCUCGCAUUUUAACAAAUAAGCCUAAAAUAAAAUAAGUAUUAAUAAAUAGUAUAUGAUUGAAAAAACUUUUUAUGCAAUUUUUAAUAUAUUACUUGAUAAUUCUUGGCUGUGCAUUAAUUUAUCCUUACCUCAUUUUACUGUAGUUGUGUGCGAUAGAAAAAUCACAUUUAUGUAACGCUAAAUACCUUUUAUUCAGAAAUAAAAAUUAUAAAUUUUUUGUCUAGCAUUUUACUAAGCUAUUAUAUGCUAAACAUAUAUAUUUAUUUAUCCAAAAGAAAGUCAAUUAAAGGGUACCCAAAGGUAAUGUACAUUCCCUUCACUUUCUCAAACCAAGACGUAAGAGAAGGAAUAAGCAAAAAUUGUGUGAAAAUGACGAAAGACUUUAAUUAAAACAUCAAAAUAUGGUGAUGAUAAUAAUUUUAAUUACCAUUCAUCUUAAAGCUAUGUCUAUACAAAAAAUAUAACUUAAAUUUAGUAAGAUAUUUAGUGAACAUCAUUAUAAAUCAUCUCACAACCGCUGCAACACCUCUGUCAUAAAUUCCAACCCAUCCAUAGAAUAAUAUCAUUGUUCAACAUCUCGUUCAGUUAACAGAAACACUGGUUAUCAUUUUCAACAAAUAAGAGAAUGCAGUGAAACCUUUCACUCUACUUUAUUACAUACAUAAAUACCUACGUGUAAAUAUUUAAUUUAUUAUGCUAGCCACAUUCCUAUAAUUAAAAUAUUAACCGUACAGUGAAUUGAGCUCUCCACUACAUUCUGCGUAAGAAACUGUGCAUCAAAGAAAAUAAAUUAUGUGAAAAAUAA
Messenger RNA from Amyelois transitella, 3926 nucleotides. RefSeq lists its product as uncharacterized. The coding region runs from base 135 to 3140 and encodes 1001 amino acids. NCBI's taxonomy places the organism in Eukaryota, Metazoa, Arthropoda, Insecta, Lepidoptera, Pyralidae. Gene Ontology annotation, biological process: proteolysis. The record is from RefSeq and is a predicted model, not a curated record. Gene Ontology annotation, molecular function: metal ion binding. The transcript has 20 exons.